Messenger RNA from Rotaria sordida, 144 nucleotides. The record is from the annotation of a GenBank genome assembly. Lineage: Eukaryota; Metazoa; Rotifera; Eurotatoria; Philodinida; Philodinidae.
AAAAAACAUUUCUUGAAAAAUUUUGUGAUUAAUUUUAGUCGACGACAAGGUCUUCAAGAAGAUAUUGAAGAUAUUUUACGUGAACAAGCUGAGAAAAAAAAACGUCUUGCACAAAUGAAAAAACGUCCUAAAACAGCUGCAUAA